Mytilus trossulus (common blue mussel) is the source of this 2527-nucleotide messenger RNA. RefSeq lists its product as uncharacterized. Gene Ontology annotation, biological process: signal transduction. The coding region runs from base 24 to 2189 and encodes 721 amino acids. The record is from RefSeq and is a predicted model, not a curated record. Gene Ontology annotation, molecular function: protein binding. The transcript has a single exon. Lineage: Eukaryota; Metazoa; Mollusca; Bivalvia; Mytilida; Mytilidae.
GAUAUUAUUAAGUCGUCCUUAUAAUGAAACGUAUAUUACAUAAUGUGUGUGCGCUUGUCAUCGGUUGUAUCAUCUGGGAAACAGUGGUUAGUCAAACUUUGAAUGAAAAACUAGCAUUACUAUUAAACAGGGAUGAUUUAUUCUGUCCAGAAGAAUGUAUAUUUACUCAUCAACAUCAUUAUUUUAGAGACGACAUGGAAUGUUGUAUGUGUCUUGCGCAGCCAUUCUGGAUGUUAAAUACCUCAAAUGUAAGACAGAUAAGCGUUUCGUUUUUACAGGAUAAUACAACAUUUGUUACUGUUAACAACGGUACUUAUAUUGAAUUUUACAAUGUCACAUUGCAGUAUGGGAACCUUUCAACCAUACCAACAGAAUUGUGUACCAUCAAUGGGUUAGUGUAUAUUGAUUUCUCAUAUAACCAUAUUUCGGUUAUUGAUGCAAUGACAUGUAUAAAAUCACUAGAUACAUUCAUUCUUAGGGGAAACCGAGUGAGAUAUUUGAAAAACAAUGUGUUUAGUGGGAUGCGAUAUCUUAGAGUCGUAGAUUUAUCCUACAAUGAGUUGAGACAUAUAGAGCCAGGACUUUUCCUUCAUGUUGAUGGAAGUUUAUCAUUUUUUGAUGUGUCGAAUAAUUUUCUUGAAAACAUUGAUAUAAGCAACAUAAUCUGGGAAAAGCAGGAUUACUUUUGCGUUUCAAAUUUCUCUUUUAACGUUCUUAGAAAUAUGACAAACGUCAUGAGUUGGAGAUGCGAUAUACAUGCAGAUUUAGGACAUAGUGGAUACACCGACUUCACUUACAAUAAUUUUACCUACUUUGUUAAUAUCGCUGAGAUGGGUUUUUAUGACAUAACCCUAUUAGGUAAAUUGUAUCUUUAUAGCUUCGAUUUCCGUUUUAAUCACUGGAUGUGUGAUUGCCGAUUCUUUCCAUUGUUAAACAAAUCAAAUAUAGCCAAUCAAAUUUUAGGAUCGGCCCAUCAUGGCUUGAAAUGCCAUUUGCCUCCUGAAUAUAAAGAUAGAUUUAUAAGUGAAUUUAUAAAGGAGCAAGACUCAUUGAUAUGCAACAUUUCAUUUGCAGAUAAAUGUCCUCCAAACUGUCGCUGUUUUUACCAACCAAGCAGAAACAGGACAGUUGUUACUUGUCGGUCGUCCUUAAUUUCACAUAAAUUACCAUUGGUGUUACCAGACUAUGUCAAUUUAGAUAUUGACUUUUCCUCAAAUCGUAUUUCAGAUUUAGAAGUAGAGUUCCAACGCUUACUCUCUGAAGAAAGGACAUUUUUAACAAGAAGAAUGGAAAUUAGUUUUGCAUCCAAUAUCAUUAAAGAUAUUCCAGACAUCGUUUUUGUGGCCUUAAAUAAUGCAACAAAGAUCAACUUUAUGAACAAUCUUAUAACAAGAAUUCCAAAAUCACUUAAAACCCAUCGACCAUGUGAUGUCUUGUUUGGUACAGUUAACAUACGUUGUGGGUGUAGCGAUAUUUGGUUACAAAAUUGGCUGCCGUCAAGUGGACACUGCUUUAACAAUACUCGAGUAAUGUGCCAUACAUCUGCUGGGUUGAUGUCUAUUCUUGAUAUCGAUAAAUAUUUAAUUGGAUGUAGCGAUGCGGAUAGCAUCACCAUGUGGGUACAAAUUUGCCUCGCAAUUUGUUUAUGUUGUACAAUAAUUUCUGCCGUUAUAAUCAACCAGUUUCGAUUAAAAAUGUACAUACUUUUGCAAGAUUAUUUAUAUACCUUUAGACAAAUGUCAAAUUCCCCACCAAUUGCAUAUGAUGUAUAUAUAUCAUGCAAUGAACAAGAUCCGAAUCUGCGAAAAUGGAUUACAUAUACGCUGUUAUCCUAUUUCAAAGAUAAGAGGCUUAGCGUUUUUCUUCCGUAUCGUGACUGUCAGCCUGGCACACCUCGAGAGGAUGAAAUAAGGGAGACAAUGGCAAAAAGCAGAAAUAUGGUGAUCAUUUUGAGUGAAGUAUGUGAUGAUAUAUCAAAGCCUUGGUUAUCGUUAGAACUGAGAUACGCAUGGCUGAACUACCGUAAUGAUUGGCGUAGAAAUAUUGUGAUUAUUAAUUACGACUUACUGGAAACCAAUGAUUUAUCUGACAAAUAUAUAAAAGCAUUUUUCCGACUAGGCAAAUGUAUUGAUUUCUCCAACUACACAAAGAACAUCAACCCAAAAGUGAUAUCUUUAAUAAGACAUUAGUUAGCAGGCAUUUAUCAAUUAUGAACUCAAAAUCAGACUGAGAUGUCUAUUGAAUGUAGUGUUUGACAUGAAACAUGUCUGUACGAAGUCAGGAGUUUAUAAGUUACUUCUCCGUAAAUUGAUAGCGUUUGAUUUUGUCAGUUCUUAUGGAAUUCCCCUUUUCGCUGAUGAAAUGCAAACAUUCGUUUGUCUUUUACAGCAAAUGCUGUGCAGUUUUUUAUUCUUUUUAUAUAUUUUAUUACAACGACGGACAAUAAAAAUAUCCAUCAUUUGUUUAUAAAAGAUGGACGAAAGAUACCAAACUAAUAAAUACACUGACAACGCCAUGGAUGAAAAUG